This is a messenger RNA of Trypanosoma rangeli, 3189 nucleotides long. Its product is annotated as Importin-beta, N-terminal domain-containing protein. The coding region runs from base 1 to 3189 and encodes 1062 amino acids. Gene Ontology annotation, molecular function: nuclear export signal receptor activity. The record is from RefSeq and is a predicted model, not a curated record. Gene Ontology annotation, biological process: protein export from nucleus. Lineage: Eukaryota; Euglenozoa; Kinetoplastea; Trypanosomatida; Trypanosomatidae. Gene Ontology annotation, cellular component: cytoplasm; nuclear pore. The transcript has a single exon.
AUGUCUACCAACGGACUCAACGAUAUUGCAGCCGUGGAGGGAUUUGCGUUGCGUCUGUAUGGGGGGGACAAAGCCGCGCUGCAGCUUGUCACAGACCUGGGCUGGGGCAAAGUGGCCGCCACGAUGGGGCUGCCGUUGAUGAAAACGGUACUGCAGGAAUCCACGUCAGCAUACGCCAUCUUCUUUGUAGCUCAAACGCUGCGGCAUUUGGUGGGUACAAAUUCUAGCGCAUCCGACCUCAUCUCUCUUGAGGCCAGUUUGAGCUGGUUGAUUGUGCAGCGGCACGAGGUGCUGAAUACCUCCAGUGUGGAGGUAAUCAUCCGUCUCCUCUGCGCUGUGGUGAAGCAGGGCUUUUGUGACGCGCCAGAGCUGCAGGGUUUCCCCCACCGUGUAACAGCCGCGUUGAUGGUGGAGGAUUUCGACUACUCGGAAAGGCACGUUGCCCUUGCGUGUAACAUUCUGGUCUCUUUCAUCGACGAAAUGGAAUGCGCUGAGGGAGCGGGGUUCAGUCUUAUCCGUCACAAACGAACAAGCACGUGUUUCCGUGAUGAAUGCCUGCUUCCGGUGUUUCGUGCUGCUUCGCAUUGCCUGAAGCGGCUUCGGCACACACAGUGGAAAGCCAUUUGUAGCGUGGUAGCCCUGGUGAAACGGGUUCUCGUGUUUGACUUCACGUGUUCCUGCGAUGAAGCGCUGAACGAUGUCAUGACGUUUGAGUUUCCCCAGGAAUGGGCAGCCGAUCUCGUGGACCAGGGUUUGCUGACACGGCUCUUUGACGUGUACGCCGCACCUGUGACGGAUGCAAAGUUAUUGUGCAACGUCUUGGAGGCCCUCACACCGCUUGCCUCGGUGAGUGCGUCCCUCUACGCAUCCCGCCAGCAACAGACGGAAUGGAUGAAUACCAUCCUUGACGCCACCUUGUCCAUUAUGGAGUCGCGCUCACACCUGGAGGAGACUACAGUACUGCGGGAAUUCUGUAGGUUGCUGAAUCGCAUCAAACCAAAUUUUACGAUUGACGAGCUGCGAAGGUCACCCUGCUACGAGCGGUGGGUGCGGGCCGCCGCCGACUUUACGAAGUUGUGCUUUCAAAACUGGCGUCAUGCACGGCAAUCGUUUCUUUCGUUGACGUCCAUUUGGGCCAAACUGGUUGGGUCUCAGUCGUACUGCAAGGACGGCUGCACGUUAUUUGAGUUACUUGCACCGGAUGUAUGCCUCGCCUACAUGAUGUCCAAUCAGGAACAAGCGGAACGAUUUGCCACCGAUGGAGAGACAUCUGCAUUUGACGAUUACAUUUUGGAUGCAGAUACGGAAACAAUGUUGAUGGAGUUUGAAUUUGUCUCUCAGCUGCUGCGUUUCUGCGGGGAAACGGCUGAGCAGUAUCUUCUUCAUGAAACAUCCUCUUUGCUGGAGGCAAUGAAGGUGCCCGAGGCCCACACCUCACCUCAGUUGUCGUGUGUGUCCGAACGGCUGGCGUGCAUCAUUACCCUCGCCAGUUCUUGGUUGUCCUCGUACCGUUUUAGCCGCAAUGCGCGCGCUUUGGACUCCAGUGUACUGCUUGCGUGUUUGAGAGUUGUGGAGCAAAGCCAUCAAGUUUCCUUUGCCCAUUUCCUGCCAUUGGCAGCGGGGCGUCACUUGCAUGGCGCCCUCCUUGGAUUCUUGCGUGCUGCCUGGCAUAUACUGCUGCUGGAUAGGCUGGAUGAAUCAAAUAAACUGCGGGAUUCACUGCGGGAUGCGUUCUCUCUGCACAAAUCGGAAGCACUAGCGACUUUGUUUUUGGGGCUGGUGGUGGAUGAAGUUAUGGACUGUGUUUCUUCUUGCAGUGGUCGUACUGUGUUUGAGGCCAUACACCUCCUGAGUGAGAUGGCCCAAUCCCCUUCCACAGCAGUUGUGUUGCGGACGUUACCACAAUUCCACGGCCAUCAACCCGUGCUUGAGGCACGCAGCAUGCAGACGGCAAAGGAUGCUGCCAUGUUUUAUAGACUCCAGUAUCAUCUGUCACGUAUCAAGGCGCAGGUGCAUUUUCUUGGGUGUACGGCAGAGUCUUCUUGGGAGGAUUUUGUGCGGCCGUUGUAUGAGGAGCUCGGCAUGUGCCUGCGGGCAGGGGCAGUGCCUGCCAGUGGCCACGAGGAGUCCUUGACUCGUGUCAUUUGUUUGUGGCGGGGUGUGUUCUGCUCUUGUGUUGGGCAAAACGAGUACAAGGUACUACUGCGUCAGUUUUUUCCUUUUUUUCCGAUUUUAAUGCAUGAGCUUCAGAACCAGUCGGGGACGGUGUGCGGCGUGCAACUGUUGCACUUAAUUAACGAAAUCACUCAGAAUCGUUUUCGUCGCAUCAACUUUGGUGCCAACGGGGUGGAGGGGUAUCAUCUUUUCCGUGCCGUCAGUGGCUCACUCGAUGCGGCCGUUCCCUUGGUGAGCAAGGUGCUAGGAUCUGGAGGCACCUGCCUCGAGGAGUGGGGAAUAAAGUGUUUGCGGAUAUCACUUCAGACUGGACGCAAUAUUCUGGCGGGUGGCUACUGUAAUCUGGGCGUGCUGCGUCUCUAUGAAGAUAAGGCGUUAAUGGCCUGCUUGGUGGCCCUCUGGCGGGCCGUGACGUUGGUGGACCGCCCCCGUUUCUGCCACUAUGAAAAGCUUGCCCGGGCCCAUCUUGCACUUGCGGGGGAACUUUUUAAGGAAUUGCAUUUGUGGUUUCUCUGCGAGCUCCCCGUUGCGGAGCUGCUUCACGUCAUCCACAUGUUGGAAUUUUCUCUAGCCCAUCACAUCUCGAGUUCUGCCUCCCUUGCGUCACUCAGCGCGGAGGCGCUCGGCGUGUUCACCAGCAUGCUGUGUUCCGCCGAGGGUGGUGACUGCGUGGAACACCGGGACCGCGUUCGGGGCUCUUUGCUGCACGCCGACCCGAGUCUUUUCACACGACUUCUACGGCUGACGCUUGACGUUGUUGUCUCAAGGAAGUGUUCCUCCUCAACGGUGGAGGUGCUUCUGCAAACACUGAUUGCCCUCAAUGAGGACUGCUUUCUGCAGUUGGCGGGGGAGUUUGCGGGGUUUGCUCUUGCGGCCGGCAAGGACGCAGAGGUGCGGGCGGCGUUUGUGUUGUUGGGCUCGAGUGCGUGUGAGGCUGUUCGCAAGAACAACAGCAAUUUGUUUACGAAGCCGUUUCAGCACUUCACAGCGCUGGUGUCAAGCUGUCUUUGCUGA